AUGUCUUACAAUAGGGGCUACAGCCAUAGAGGUUACAGCGGAAGCAGCGGCACUGGUAGUUAUAGAGAUAAUAGAUAUAGAUCAGGCCGGACUGAUUCGAGUUUUAGGAGACAGGAAGACCACCCAGGUGCGACACUAACUCUAAACAAAAGCUCCCAUUACGACGACAGCAACAACAACAACAACAGACCGCAUCAUUUGGGAUCAAGGUUCCUGGCAGGAUCACGAAAUGGUGGUUCUUCUACUCCAAACGGUUCAAAUUCUGACCGAAAUGGGAAAAGUAGCGGAACUCCUACCAAGGGUAGUCAGACCCCAGUACGAAGAAUAGAAGGAAGUGAUUUGAUAACCGGUGAAAAUCCCAAGGACUCGGAUUUCAACAAACUCUUGCACCACAAAGACUAUACCGACACAAUCCCAUUUUCUAGACCUGUCGAUUCCAAGAAGAACUACAAGGUCAUUUAUGACCCAGAAUUUGACAAGAGUCUAUCCAAGGAUGAAAAGAAGACAAAAACCAAAAAGUUGAGAUUCCAUGGAGAGGGAAUGGACGAUAAAGAAUUGGUUGAUCCUAGAUUGUCCCAUCUACAACUGUACUUUCAAAAACCAAACAAGAAAUCAAAAAAAUUUCCGUUUAAACAGUUACCCCAACCACGUUUCGUCUUUGACAAAGAUUCCCUUGGAUCAGCACCACGUACCCAAUUAGUCGUAUGGGAUCUUCCUGCCACCACCAGUGAGAUAUAUCUUUCCAAUUACUUUAGAAGUUAUGGUGAUCCUAUAGAAGACAUGAAGUUCAUUAACGAUCCAGAAAACGCCGUACCUUUAGGAAUAGCUACAUUCAAGUUCCAAGGCAAUCCAGAAAAAGCCACCCGAUUAGCCCAGAAACUAGUUCAAUCAAUAAAAUCAGAGAUGCCCAAAAUUGACGGUGUUCUUCUCAAGAUUGGCUUGAAUGACAACGAGGACGAACUUUUGAAUAAGAAAAUAGAAUUAGCUCGAGAUAAAUUAAAGGCUAUAAAGUUGAAACGAGAAGAGGAGGAGCGAAGACGCCAGAAAGUGAUCGAAGAGCAGAAGAGACGAGAAGAAGAAUUGAAGAAGAAGGAAUUGGAAGAGCAAAAGAAGAAGAAAGAACAAGAAGCAGCCGCCGCCGCACAAGAAAAGCAAAAAGUACAAGAGUCUGAUAUGAAAUACAAACCAAACACCACAAUUCUUUCAAUCAGAAGACAAAAUAAAGUUGUCUCCGGCGUAUUUCUUCCAAAAGAUCUCAACAAGUACGUCAAGGACCGUGCAUUCAUCUUGAUUCAUGACAAGUAUGUUCCCACAAAGAAGAUCUCAUCCCAGGAUAUUAAGAGGGUUCUUAAUAAAUAUGACUGGACGAGAGUAUUAUCUGAUAGAACUGGAUUCUACGUUGUAUUUAACUCUCUCAAUGAGUGUGAGCGAUGCUUUAUGAAUGAAGACGGGAGAAAGUUCUUCGAGUAUAGAUUGUAUAUGGAGAUGGCCAUUCCAGAGGGGUUUUCAAGCUCUCCAUCAGAAGAAGAAGAAAUUCCAACUUCGAAAAAGAAUGACGUUAUAGAAGAAGCAACUAAUAUUUUAAUUAAGGAAUUGGAAACUUUCUUGGCUAAAGAUAUUCGAGAAAGAAUCAUUGCUCCCCAUAUUUUAGAUUUGCUCGGUCAUGAACAUUAUCCUAAAUUAGUGGAAGAACUCAAAGCACAAGAAGCUGCAUCUAAACCCAAAGUUAUCAACACCAAUGACCAAUUAAAGCAAAAUGCUUUGUCAAUUUUGGAAAAAAAGAGACAAUUACAACAGCAACAAUUAUUGCCAUCGUUUAGAAAACUUCAACAACAGAAUGAGUUAAAGAGACGUAAUGCGAGAAAGACCCUUGUUCCUAUGCAACAUGCCCUUAAUUUUGAUUCAGACGAUGAGGAUGAAGACGAAGAGGAAACAAGUAGAUCGGCUACUCCAGCAAUACAAUCGUUAAAGAGAGAGCGUAGUUCCACUGUUACCAGCGCUGAUGAGUUUAUUGAACCAGAACACAAGAAGCCAAAGAAGGAUAAUUUAAAGAGGUCAAUGUUGUACGAAUCAUCAUCUGACGAGGAAAUGGAUGAAGAAAUGAAAGAAGAAGAAGACAAGGAGGUAGUCGAUGAAGAAGGCAAGGCUGAAGUUAAAAUUGAGGAAGAAGCCAAACCAGAGGAUACCGAGAUUGAUUAUUCCAAGAUUGCUGCUCAUUUCCAACCAACUGAAGACAGUCCUACCACCGUAUACCCCGAGUCACCGUUAUCUUCUAUCUUUGAUUUGGAGGCAUUACAAAGCACAUUGAAAGAUGUGGAAGAUUUAGAAUUGGCCCAACAGGUAUUGGCAGAAGAAGGAAUAUCACCUUCUCAUUUGAAAAACAUUGCAUAUUGGGCAUGGAAACAAAAGGAUAUCAAAUUAUCAUCUGAUGAAAUCGCUGAAGAAGUGGAAAAUAUCGAAGUUUUGCCAACACAUUUGGAAUCUGAGUCAGGAGCAUUUAGAAGCGACGGGUACAAGAAAAUCAAUGAUGCUGACAAGAUUCAUUACUUACCUCAUAGAAGAAAGGUGCAUAAACCGCUCAAAACAAUUCAAUAUGAAGACGACGAUGAAGAAAGACCAAACGAUGCCGCUAGUGCUGUGCAAAGUUCUCGUGUCAACCGAGCCAAUAAUAGACGAUUCGCUGCUGAUAUUACUGCUCAAAUUGGUAAUGAAUCCGAUAUUUUGAGUUUGAACGCAUUGACAAAACGUAAGAAGCCAGUUACGUUUGCUCGGUCAGCCAUUCAUAAUUGGGGUUUGUAUGCAAUGGAACCGAUUGCCGCUAAAGAAAUGAUUAUUGAGUAUGUUGGUGAACGGAUCAGACAGCAAGUAGCGCAACAUAGGGAAGAGCUGUAUUUGAAGACUGGGAUUGGUUCUUCAUACCUUUUCAGAAUUGAUGAAAAUACCGUUAUAGAUGCUACCAAGAAGGGAGGGAUUGCCAGAUUUAUUAAUCAUUGUUGUAGUCCUAGUUGUACGGCCAAGAUUAUCAAGGUUGAAGGUAAGAAGAGAAUUGUUAUUUAUGCUUUACGAGAUAUCGAAGCUAAUGAAGAACUUACUUAUGAUUAUAAGUUUGAAAGGGAAACCAACGACGAGGAGCGUAUUCGAUGUCUUUGUGGGGCACCUGGAUGUAAGGGUUAUUUGAAUUGA
Spathaspora passalidarum NRRL Y-27907 is the source of this 3183-nucleotide messenger RNA. It is a transcript of the gene SET1, whose product is annotated as histone methyltransferase. Gene Ontology annotation, molecular function: nucleic acid binding; histone H3K4 methyltransferase activity; protein binding. Gene Ontology annotation, cellular component: Set1C/COMPASS complex. Lineage: Eukaryota; Fungi; Ascomycota; Pichiomycetes; Serinales; Debaryomycetaceae. The record is from RefSeq and is a predicted model, not a curated record. The transcript has a single exon. Bases 1 to 3183 code for a protein of 1060 amino acids.